AUGCCAACAUCUUUCCUUCUCUCCUUUCCCUCGUCCUCUGCCUCCCUCCCUCCCUCUACCCCCUCUUCUCACCCCUGCCCUCUCUGCGCACCCCUGGCCCCUCCCUUCCCCCCCACCCACCCACCCACUCUCCUUUCUCUUCCCGCUUACUCCCUCUUCUCACCCCUGCCCCCCCUGCGCAACCGUGGCCCCUCCCUUCCCCGCUCCCUCCCUCCUCCCUAUCCCCCUCCCGUUCGCCUUCGUAUGUGCCCCUUCCCCCUCCUCCCCCUUCCCCCUCCUCCCCCUUCCCCCUCCUCCCCCUUCCCCCUCCUCCCCCUUCCCCCUCCUCCCCCUUCCCUCUCUUUUCCCUGCCCCGCUUCCCCCCCUCUGCUUCCCCUCCUGCACUUCCCCUCCUCCCCCUUCGCCCACUACCCCCAGAAAUCUGAGCUUCAGCACUCUGAAAGGGGCCCACUCCCACCUGCAUUGGCCAUAUGCACCCUUCCUGCCACUUUCUCUGCGCUCAUCAAUCUUACAUUCCUGUCCCUCAGUUACAAUGGGUUCUCAGGAGUCAUUCCGCCAUCCAUCUCUAGCCUCUCCAGGCUUCAAUACUUCCAGGUGCGCAGGAAUGCUUUCAAAGGGGAGGUCCUUCCAACUCUGGCAUCUCUUACUAAAUUGAUCUCCAUCGACAUUGCACAGAACCAGUUUAGCGGAUCCAUCCCCCUGGAGUUUGGAAACCUACCCAGCCUGCAAAACGUUGCCCUUGCUGACAAUCGCCUCUCAGGAUCCCUCCCGGCGACCCUCUCCUCCCUUGGAAGGCUUUCUCACAUCGAUUUCACCAACAACACUUUCAAGGGACCCAUCCUCUCUUCCUUUGCCAACCUCAACAACCUUUACAUGCUGUCUUUUCUGCGGAAUCAAUUUUCAGGGGAGAUUCCAUAUGAACUGGGAAAUCUUACCAAGCUCACUCUCCUAAGCUUCGACUACAAUAAUCUCUCGGGCACCGUGCCUCCGACACUUGGGAACCUCGUCCAUCUAACGAGCCUUGAGGUGCUGGACAGUGGGGCUGCAUGCCCCACAGGAGCCGGGCAGUCCUGCGUGGUCAAGCAGAGCCUCUCCUCCCAGUUCUGCUACCAGUGCAACGAGUUCUGCCCCUCCUGCAUCCCCAUCGCUGAGCCCACCCCUCCCUCUCCUCCUCCUCCCGCCUCCUCUUCUGGCCUGCCUGUGGGAGCAAUCGUUGGGAUUGUUCUGGGGGCUGCCCUAGCUGUUGCUCUCCUCGCUGGCGGCGUGUGGCUUCUCUGCAAACGAAAGUCCACUGCAGACGCAGGGAGGAUCAGCGAUCUGUCAGCAUGUUCUCACGGUUUUUCCAUUUCCACCACUCUGUGUGGGAGUGUGUCGCAGCUGAUGCUCUCCUUCCUGUCGGCGCCUUCUUUCUCUUCAAAACGAAGGUCCAUUGCAUGUGAAGUGUUGGUGAUGUGGGGUAGUGUGGUUGACGUUGGGAUGACAUUUGCCCUCGCUUCCACCGAGUAUGUGAGUCGUCAAACGGCACAACCUUGA
Messenger RNA from Closterium sp. Naga37s-1, 1533 nucleotides. NCBI's taxonomy places the organism in Eukaryota, Viridiplantae, Streptophyta, Zygnematophyceae, Desmidiales, Closteriaceae. The record is from the annotation of a GenBank genome assembly.